Messenger RNA from Radiomyces spectabilis, 2243 nucleotides. RefSeq lists its product as uncharacterized. The transcript has 7 exons. Bases 53 to 2047 code for a protein of 664 amino acids. NCBI's taxonomy places the organism in Eukaryota, Fungi, Mucoromycota, Mucoromycetes, Mucorales, Radiomycetaceae. The record is from RefSeq and is a predicted model, not a curated record.
UUUUUUUUUUUUUGGUUGCUCUUUUUUUCUUUUUCUUUUUUACCUUGUUAGCAUGACAACCCAAGAGCCGGCCAGUGAACGUACUCGGUUGCUUGGUGUGAGUUCAAUCAAGAAUCCAAUCAAGUACACGUCACCUUCGUAUGUUCAAGAACAACUCGUCGACCUGCGUGAACAUACAAUUGAUGUGCGCGAGCAAGUGAUUAAUAUCGUAACAACGUCGGCCGAUACGGUGACUACCAUCAAUCCCACCAAGGUGGCUCAUCCUACCGUGCCUUUGGAACGGUUGACGGAUAAGGUGCAAGAUAUUCUGGUCUUUGGCGACUUGAAACAAAAGACGCGCGUCGAAAGCAAGGAGAGUGGCAACGAAACCGUAAAAGUCAGCCAACACACGGAAAAAUCGACUUCACGUGGCAUCGGUGGCGAAAGCAGUAAGAGUGAACUGGUGGCCAGUGCAUUUCGAAUGGCGAGCGACCAUUGGAAGGAUAGACAAGAAGCCAAAGGCAGUAAAGGCUCAAGCCAGAGCUUGGCUUCGUCGUCAUCCGUAUCACUAGGUAAUGCAUUACGACUGCCUGAAAUGGGAUUGCCCGAUGUGAACAUGCCCAACUCCGCCGAACAUGUAUGGAGUGUCGCCAAAGGCGCCUCGGUCUGUGCCGUCAUGUCGUUGCUCAAUGAAAGCCACAAAGGAUCCGCGGCAAUGUCCGACACGGCCAAAGCCAAUAUGCAGCAGCUGGCCCUUUCAACACUUGAAAUGGGCUUACGGGAUUCAUCCGCAACCGACCACGUCGUUCGAGAAAUGCUUUGCAAAAAAUGGCUAAACGGGACUUCCGCCUUGGAAUGGGCGAUCAAAAAUGAUUGCCAAAUCUUUCUCAAAGAUCCACGCGUUGCAUCGGCUAUUGAGGAUACCUGGAAGUAUGGUCCCGAUUGGAGGGCGGAUCCCAAUCAUCCCAGUGCAGUAUGGAGAAAUGGCAACGACAAUAGCAAACCACCCACAUGGACGGUUUUUAUCAUCACUCGACUGUUUUACAAUUAUCUGGCCCGGUGGGCUUCUCCUAGAUAUCAAGAUUUUAUCGGCCUAUUUAGUCUCUUCGUGUACCUGCUCCUUCAUUUAGCCACGGUGAUAAACGAAGAUUACACGGAUUACGAACCUUACCCUUAUGAAUAUGCAUAUUAUUUCUUUGUCAUUUCAGAUACAGUGUUGGAGGUUUGGAAGUUACUUGCUCAUCCUAUCCAAACAUUGCGUCGAGGAUCGAGUUAUUUGGCACUGAUAUGCGUUAGCUUGCUUACAGCUGCCAUGGCACUUCGUUUUAUAGGACUGAACGGAACUGAUUUGGAAGUGCAGGCCGGACAGUUAGAAUUGUCUCAUGUUUUGAUCACCUGCGCGACCCCUUUAAUGGUGCUUCGACUCUUGGGAGCGAGUAAUGAUCUUUCAUGGUCAAUUGUAAAGUUACAAUUUACCAUUGGUGCAUGUUUCGCGGACGCCCUUGAAAUCAUGCUGGCCGGUAUAGCGGUUAUCCUCGCCUUUUGGUUGGCGCUUGGUGCUCUUCAACAUAAUGAUAUGUCUUACUGGGACAUGCUCCGUUACUUGAUUCUUGGUGCUCUUCACUCACCUAAUAUUGGCGACACCAUUCAAUAUCGACCUUUUUCCGCGGGCAUUCUACUGGCCAUCUACAUGUUCCUCAUCUCGACGUGUGUCGGCUCUUUCCUCACCGCGUCAUUUUUAUGUACAAUGUCAAAUAUGAAGUCGCGUCUGGCCGACAAGAAGCAAGGCAUGGCUUACCAACGCGCGAUGCGGCCGGCUACACUGGAUGCUUUCAUCCCCAAUACACUCAUUGAACUGCCUUUGGCGAUACUCAGUGGCUUGCUACGAUUGAUUUUACGGCGUAAAAAUCGGAUCGUAUGGUUGGAACGUACCCGACAAGUGCUUUGGUACAUGGUUUUCUCGCCUGUCAUUCUUAUUAUCGGCUUCUUUGAUCUGUUAUCCUUUAUGAUGCGAGCGGGAAAGCGGAUCAGUGGCCUGAAACCUAAAAUUGUACCCAGUGUUCUUUAAAAUCAGCUUAAUCUGAAUAAAAAACGGUUUGAGUGUUCCUAUGAUGGGUCGCCGCUGACCUCGGUAGCGGCCUUGGAAAAAAAUUGUGAAUGAAAGGAAGGCACAGAUGGAAUGGUUCGUUGGUUUUGGCUGGAGAAACCGGAAACACGGUUGGGAAUGGGUGAUAAUUGGCGGGAUAUGAAAUUUGCAAAGCCGC